AUGAAGUUUGCUCUGUUUGCUACCGCCCUUUUGCCUCUUACCGGUGCCUUUAUGGCUCCAGCUCCCGUGAGGAAAAGCACUGCAUUGGGACCUUUCUUCCCUGAUCCCGCAGGUACAGACUCUAACCCUCUGCGAACCCACGAUUAUGGAGCCAACGCCCCUGGCUCUGAUCAAGCUCCUGAUGGCACCAAACCCCCUCAACUCUCUACCCUGAACAAGGGAACGUAUGAGCGCUUGAAUGGUCACCACCACGAACUCGACAGGCCAAUUUACCCCGACCCCGCCAACACCCCUAGCAAUCCUCUGUCUGUCGCAGACCAACAGUACCCCAGCACAGGAGAAGCCCCCGAUGGUACCAAGCCUCCUCAGGUUUCGACACUCAACAAGGGAACGUACGAAAGGUUGAACUCGUACCAGGCUCCAGUGGCCGUCAACAACGACAAUCCGUUCUCCAAGGGAUUCUAA
Molecule: messenger RNA, 465 nt
Organism: Seminavis robusta
Lineage: Eukaryota; Bacillariophyta; Bacillariophyceae; Naviculales; Naviculaceae
Source: the annotation of a GenBank genome assembly